Jaculus jaculus (lesser Egyptian jerboa) is the source of this 3009-nucleotide messenger RNA. RefSeq names its product cyclin G1 (gene Ccng1). Gene Ontology annotation, biological process: mitotic cell cycle phase transition; regulation of cyclin-dependent protein serine/threonine kinase activity. Gene Ontology annotation, cellular component: cyclin-dependent protein kinase holoenzyme complex; cytoplasm; nucleus. The transcript has 6 exons. The coding region runs from base 155 to 1039 and encodes 294 amino acids. Gene Ontology annotation, molecular function: cyclin-dependent protein serine/threonine kinase regulator activity. Lineage: Eukaryota; Metazoa; Chordata; Mammalia; Rodentia; Dipodidae. The record is from RefSeq and is a predicted model, not a curated record.
CCACCCCCCGACCCGCCGCCCCUCCCCGGGCCCCGCCACGCUUGCCCGCGAGCCCCCAGCGCCCCCAAAUCCUCUCGGAUCGGUGUCGCGGGGCGAGGUGAGAGCAGGCCCGGGGAGGGUGGUCGCCGCUGCGGAGCAGGGACUGUCACUCAAGAUGAUAGAAGUACUGACGACCGACUCGCAGAAACUGCUACACCAGCUGAAUACCCUGUUGGAACAGGAGUCCAGAUGUCAGCCAAAGGUCUGCGGCUUGAAACUGAUUGAGUCUGCCCACGAUAAUGGCCUCAGGAUGACUGCGAGACUGAGGGACUUUGAAGUGAAAGAUCUGCUUAGUCUAACUCAGUUCUUUGGUUUCGACACUGAGACAUUUUCUUUAGCUGUGAAUUUACUGGACAGAUUCCUGUCUAAAAUGAAGGUACAGCCGAAGCAUCUCGGGUGUGUUGGACUGAGCUGUUUUUAUUUAGCAGUAAAACUGACAGAAGAGGAAAGGAACGUCCCGUUGGCAACUGAUUUGAUCCGGAUAAGUCAGUAUCGGUUCACGGUUUCAGACUUGAUGAGAAUGGAAAAGAUUAUAUUGGAGAAGGUGUGUUGGAAAGUCAAAGCUACAACUGCCUUUCAAUUCCUGCAGCUCUAUUAUUCACUCAUUCAAGAGAACUUGCCAUAUGAGAGGAGAAACAGUCUUAAUUUUGAGAGACUGGAAGCUCAACUCAAGGCGUGUCACUGCAGGAUCAUAUUUUCUAAAGCAAAGCCUUCUGUGUUGGCUUUGUCUAUCAUUGCACUGGAGAUCCAAACACUGAAGUGUGCAAUGUUAACAGAAGAAGUAGAAAGUCUUCAGAAACAUUCCAAGAUAAAUGGCCGAGAUUUGACCUUCUGGCAAGAGCUUGUAUCCAAGUGUCUAGCUGAAUAUUCAUCCAGCAAGUGUUCCAAACCUGACGUUCAGAAGUUGAAAUGGAUGGUUUCUGGGCGCACCGCACGACAGCUGAAACGCAGCUACCACAGGGUGACCCACCUGCCAACGAUUCCUGAAACCAUUUCUUAGUUUCCAAAUUUAGAGGUUACUCUCUGAUGAGGGGAAACUUUCCAGUGUGAUAAUUUUCUUUCUCAGCUGAAGAAUUGAAAUAGUAUCUUCAAAAUAAAUGAUAUGAAGUUGAAGUAGAAAAGGGAAAAAAAAAUGAUUUCACUGAUCUAGUCAACUGUUACAUGAAGGUGUUUACCAUGUACAAGACACAAUAUUCUUAGGAGAAAGGAAUUUCCCAACUCCCAAAAAUGUUAAGUUUUCAGCUUUAAAACCAGCAUUCUCCCAAGCCUGAUUUUUUUUUUUUUUAAUAGUACUAAAAUAGUAGUUUUUUCAGCUUGACUACCAUCUCACCAUGUUGCUCAUUUAGUUACACAGGCCAAGUAGGAUAACAGGAGCAAAAGCUCCACCUGCAUAUGAACAACGCUGAGCAUGUGAGCCGAUGAGCAAAGGCAUGAUGAGUAAUGCUGGCCAGGUGACCUCUACAUCAGCGUCCUGGACAUUGAUAGGGUGUCUCAAUACUGUUGUUAACAUAGCAUAGCUAGCUAUAGUGGUUCAAAUACUAGAAAGUAAUAUGUCUAAAAAUGUAAACUUGGUUACUGAUAUAAACUACAUAUUCUUGCCAUCUAAAUUUCUUAAUUCAUAGUGAUGGUUUCUCUUUUUGUAUUCAAAACUAAAUGUUAACACAUCUACACAUGAUUGCUGGUGAUAUGUAGGCAGACUUCGAUUAAGUUGUUUUUCUGUUGUCUUUGGAUAAUAUCAUUGCAGAAACAAAAAAUUUCAACUCUGACACCUUUCUCCAUGACCCCAGGCUCGGGAUUCCCUGUUGGAGUGGAUUGAAGCAGUGAGAACUCACAAUGUCACAACUAGACUGGUGUGGUGUUCUCAGCUUGGGACAACUGCCCAGUUCAGUGCUCCAUAGAAUUAUUGAGAAUUGAAUUCACCUGUGAUGCAUUUAAAUCAAAGCUAAAGACAUAAAUGUGAAGUAAUAGCAAUAAGCCUGAGGAGGUAAACUGUGAAUCUUAGUUUCUAACACUGAUCUAACAUUCUGUAUUGGAUCAGUAUAUUUAGUUGGUAUUGAAAAUGGUUAAUGAAAUUUAAAUCAUGAGGUUUAUAUCAAAACCAACAUUUCACAAAUGCACUUUAAGGCAGUGUAAGGGCUAAUACUCUGGGCAGUUAAUAUUUCUUAGCACCCAUAAUGCAAGCAGUGGAUAAUUCUGACAUGAGGUAUUCCUUUAAACUUGAAGAAUUUUAUACAAAGCAAAAAGUAGAGACUUCACAAGUUUGGCAUAUCCAUGAAUAUUUCUUCUGAAAAGCAGGUGAUUUUUGUAUCCAUGAUUUAAAAAAAAACAAAACAAAACUUUUUAUACAGAAUCUACUCUUUCAAUCUAGUCACAUUUGAGAACAUUUGUUUCUACUAUAUUGAUAGCUCAGAAUGAGUUACCAUUUUGAAAACUUGCUUUACCCCGGGAAAGUAAAUUCAGGCCAGAUAAAGCACUCCAGAAAUUUUAUUACAAAUUGUUUUUAUAAAGUUACCAUUGCUUCUAAUGUAGAAUUUUGUUUUAAAAGGAACAGAAUAUGCUUGUAGAAAUUCCUUAGGGUGUUUUAAGAAAAGUUUGAGAUCUCUGAGGCAGUUAGCAUUCAGGAUUCUCUCUGUUGGUCAAUGAAUGUGAGGAGAUCUGUGGCGUUCAAGUGUCAUAAAGAAUACUCAGUGUAAGGGACAACCUGAGUUCAUCCAGAAUGGCUGUAACUAGUGUUGACAUAAUUCUAUGGAAAAAUGAGUGGUGAAAAAUAAACCAAAGAACCAGUGUAUUUUAAUCCUUAGCUUUUGUAAACCAUAUCUUACAACUAUUCAGUUUCCCAAAAGGCUGAUAUACUUCAAUAUUUGGAAACCUCAGUGUUAAUUUUUGAGUUGGGAGAGGUAACCUAACCAACUACAUUUUUGUUUGGUACCAGGGGGUAUACCUUUCAAUAAAACUAAUGAAUGGAAUGCA